ACUAACCUUAAACCUAGUACUUUUUGGGAGAAACAAGGGGUGGUGGAUCAUGGAAGGGGUUUCCAGGGAAGCCCAGAUGUCAAUCGCCGCUUCCUCCAUGUUUCCUGGCUUCAGAUUCUGUCCCACCGAUGAAGAGUUGAUUUCUUAUUACCUUAGGAAGAAGUUGGACGGCCAUGAAGACAGUGUUCAAGUCAUUCCCGAGGUUGAGCUUUGUAAAUACGAACCUUGGGAUUUACCAGCCAAAUCGUUCAUUCAAUCAGAUAACGAAUGGUUCUUUUUCUCUCCACGUGGAAGAAAGUACCCAAAUGGUUCUCAAAGUAAAAGAGCAACAGAGUGUGGAUAUUGGAAGGCCACUGGCAAAGAACGCAAUGUAAAGUCAGGUUCUAACGUUAUAGGAACAAAGCGCACUUUGGUGUUCCACUUAGGGCGUGCACCUAAAGGAGAAAGAACUGAAUGGAUUAUGCAUGAGUACUGCAUCAAUGACAAGUCUCAGGAUUCUUUGGUCAUAUGUCGCCUCAAGAGGAACACUGAUUUCCGUUUGAACGAUGCUUCAAAUAGAGCUUCUUCAAGUCAAAGGCACCCCGUGAAUUCACAUGAGAGUGGUUGUGCUGUCUCAGAAGGUGGCACUGAUCAAAGGGGUGUCUGUGAGCAAGAUAAAGAGGUCGGGUGUAGCUCCAAACGUAGCAGUAGCAGUUAUGGUUCAAUGGACCAAAUUGAUUCUGUUUCCGAAUCAAAUCCGCGACCAGCUAAUGAAGCUACUUUGACAGAAUCUUCAAAUCAACCAAAGGAGGCGUAUGAAGAGGAUUGUUAUGCUGAGAUACUAAAGGACGAUAUCAUCAAACUAGAUGAAUCAUCAAUCUCAGAAGAGGGUCACACAAGAGCACAGGAUCCAGCACAAGUGCAUCCCGCACAAGGCACAGCACAACGAAGAAUAAGAUUAAGGAUAGGGAAUUCAAAGCAUUCUCCUGCAGUAGUUCGUUUCCCAAGCACAAUCCACUCAUCAAAGAGUGCCUUAGCCAACCGUUUGGCGAUGUUUGCUUUCUUCAUUUUCACUUUGAUAGUUCUAUAUUUUUGGUCUUUAUUGUGUGGACUCAAGCCUUUCAGAUUUCGUGUACAAAUGAACGAUGGACUUCUAACCUCUCGAACCAUGUCGAGGCCCAUGUUGCUUGUUUUCUUGCUGAUUGUACUUAUAAUCACCUCGCAGUUCGAGUGGAAGCAGCAGCUUGUGGCCGAUGUUGACUCCAACCCCAGUGUAACUCAGAAGCAGCAUCAAAUUUCUAAGGCUGAAGAGACUGUAAAGGAGAAGAUAAUUCUAGUGCAAGAGAAAAAUAUUCGAAGACUGAAUGAGCUAGUACGGCAUCUCCAGGAACAACUGCAGCAGUGUAGAGGACGCAAUGGAACUAUAAAUGGCACCGUAAGUCCUCUAGCUGAGCGGAUUCUUGAGCUUGAGCGACAGCAAAUUUUAGAGGAUUAAGCAAGUGCAGCAAGUAUGGUACGAUAAUGAUGUUCAUCUUUAUGCUCAAGCUGUAAAGUUGUCACUCAAUUCGUUUGGAGGGAACGUUGUAGCGGAUUUGCUCCCUGUCUUGAGUUACGAUUUUCAACUCUUAUCUCAAUGAAAAGUUGUUGAAUGGUAUACAAGUAUUAUAUCUGAUACCGGUUAGUGCGUUUCUGUAGUUCAACAUUUUCAUUUUUCUCUCUUGAUGUCUACUACUACCGUCCUUUACGCACAUACAUAUAUAUAUAAGAUCUUUGACUAAACUCUUUUUGUUUAAA
Molecule: messenger RNA, 1773 nt
Organism: Cajanus cajan (pigeon pea)
Lineage: Eukaryota; Viridiplantae; Streptophyta; Magnoliopsida; Fabales; Fabaceae
Source: RefSeq, a predicted model, not a curated record